This is a messenger RNA of Diabrotica balteata, 1684 nucleotides long. Lineage: Eukaryota; Metazoa; Arthropoda; Insecta; Coleoptera; Chrysomelidae. The record is from the annotation of a GenBank genome assembly.
AUGACGUUAGAAUUUAAGGACUACUUUUGGGGUGAAAAAAAUAAUGGGUUUGAUGUACUAUAUCAUAACAUGAAGUACGGCUUGGUGGCCAGCAAAGAAUUUACUGAUUUUUUAAGAGAAAGGUCAAACAUAGAAGAAAAUAAUUCAAAAUUACUUAGUAAGUUAGCUAAGCAAACAGGUAGUUGUUGUGUACAAGGUACAUUUGCCCCAUUAUGGCAAGUAUUGAAGACAUCAGCAGAGCGAUUAUCGGUUCUGCAUAUGCAAACUGUACAAAAAGUGACAGAUCUGGCAAAAGAAGUACAUAAGUACACAGAAGAAUUACAUAAGAAACAUAAGUUGGUUAAGGAAGAAGAAUCUGGAACACUGGAAGCCGUCCAGGCAAUGCAAACGGUAACGUUAAAUGUUCAAAAAUCCCGAGACACAUACACCCAACGUAACCUUGAAUUAGAAAAGUUACGCAAAGAAAGCACUUCUGCUAAAGAAAUAGAAAAGGCUGAAGUUAAGCUGAAAAAAGCGCAGGAAGAUUACAAAUCCUUUGUGGACAAAUAUAGUACCGCUAAAGAAGAUUUUGAAAAGAAAAUGUCAGUGACUUGUAAAAAUUUUCAAGACUUAGAAAUUAAUCAUUUAGUUCACAUGAAAGAUUUUAUUACAAAGUACUCAGAUGUUGUUGAAUCGACACACGAACAGGUGGGAACUGUGCAUUCAGAAUUCCGGCAACAGUGUGUAGUGUUAACUGUGGACCAGUUGCUUGAACAAUUUGUUCACAGUAAAUCUACUGGAUUAGAACGACCAGGUACAUUGGAUUUGGAGGACCCACUAACAUCUCCCACUACUACGGAAGCAGAAUCGAAAACAACAAAGAGAGAAGGUAAUGGUCAAAGUGAAUCAGUGCCAACACAUGCCAAAACAUCUCGUCGAACAACCUCUCUCCUAAACCUCUUCAUGUCUAACUCCCAGGGAUCACGUGAAAGUCGAGCGGGUCCAUGCAGCGCUCCUUCAAGUCCUACAACUCCAGAAGGGGAGCAACAGUUGACAAGGCACUCCAAUAGAGGAUCCAAGUGGUUCUUAAGGAGCAGAAGGGACAAAACCAAGCAGAAGAAAGCUAAGAAAAAGAGCAAGGACAGUGUAGACAACCAGAGCAAUAAAGAAGAAAAGUCAGAUUUGGAGGAAAAGGAUGAUUCUCAGAAAAGUCAGCGAACUGCUGAAGUAACAGAUACUUCAACGCAAGAAGUAGACGAAGAUGGAUAUGUAAUACGGCCCGAAGUUACUCACAAUUGGACUGGUGAAAAAGGAAGUUUUUAUUCAUCAUCUGACUCUGACUCGGACGACGAGAGAGAACGCAAAAUACAUGUAGAAAUUAAGCCUUUGAACAAUGGAUCUGCCCCUAUGUCUGCUUCUGUUGAUGAACUAAGAGCAACGGUUGAGAAUCUUUAUCUGUCUCCCACGGGAAGUUUUACGAGACGCGGAUCAAAUUUGGAUACAGAUCCAGCUAUGAAAAGAUCACAAUCUGUGUCUCAACAGUUAGGAAAACCUAGCAGUGACCUUUUGGGCCUAAACUUUCUUCGCAGUCCCACAGCCUCGAAUGCUUCUACACCGACAAGCUCCCAUCCCUAUGCACCUCUACAGAGUCCUUCACAGCUUGCUUUAAAUUCGCCCACAUUGUCUGUUUCAUCUAGAUAUGCUG